Messenger RNA from Eubalaena glacialis (North Atlantic right whale), 1800 nucleotides. RefSeq names its product BTB domain containing 1 (gene BTBD1). Gene Ontology annotation, molecular function: protein binding. The transcript is spliced from 8 exons. Gene Ontology annotation, cellular component: cytosol; P-body. Bases 98 to 1558 code for a protein of 486 amino acids. Gene Ontology annotation, biological process: neurogenesis. The record is from RefSeq and is a predicted model, not a curated record. NCBI's taxonomy places the organism in Eukaryota, Metazoa, Chordata, Mammalia, Artiodactyla, Balaenidae.
GGUAGGGAGGCGGUGCCGGCCUCGGGGGGCGGCCUCGGCGAUGGCGGGUGGGCGGCGGGAGCGCUGUUUCUAGCCCGCAGAGCCGCGCCGCUGGAGGAUGGCCUCGCUCGGACCGGCAGCUACCGGCGAGCAGGUCCCGGGGGCUGAGGCGGAGCCCGGCGCCGCGGGGCCGCCGCCGCCACCGCCACCGCCGCCGCCGUCCUCUCUGGGGCCCCUGCUCCCCCUGCAGCGGGAGCCGCUGUACAACUGGCAGGCGACCAAGGCGUCGCUGAAGGAGCGCUUCGCGUUCCUCUUCAACUCGGAGCUGCUGAGCGAUGUGCGCUUCGUGCUGGGCAAGGGCCGCGGCGGCGCCGCCGCCGCUGGGGGUCCGCAGCGCAUCCCCGCCCACCGCUUCGUGCUGGCUGCCGGCAGCGCCGUCUUCGACGCCAUGUUCAACGGCGGCAUGGCCACCACGUCGGCCGAGAUCGAGCUGCCCGACGUGGAGCCCGCCGCCUUCCUGGCGCUGCUGAGAUUUCUGUAUUCAGAUGAAGUUCAAAUUGGCCCAGAAACAGUUAUGACCACUCUUUAUACUGCUAAGAAAUAUGCAGUCCCAGCCUUGGAAGCACAUUGUGUGGAAUUUCUCACCAAACAUCUGAGGGCAGAUAAUGCCUUUAUGUUACUUACUCAGGCUCGAUUAUUUGAUGAACCUCAGCUUGCUAGUCUUUGUCUAGACACAAUAGACAAAAGCACGAUGGAUGCAAUAAGUGCAGAAGGGUUUACUGAUAUUGAUAUAGACACACUCUGUGCAGUUCUAGAAAGAGACACUCUUAGUAUUAGAGAAAGUCGACUUUUUGGAGCUGUUGUACGGUGGGCAGAAGCAGAAUGUCAAAGACAACAAUUGCCUGUGACUUUUGGAAACAAACAGAAAGUUCUAGGGAAAGCACUGUCCUUGAUCCGGUUCCCGCUGAUGACCAUUGAGGAGUUUGCAGCCGGUCCUGCUCAGUCUGGAAUUCUGUCAGAUCGUGAAGUGGUAAACCUCUUUCUUCAUUUUACUGUCAAUCCUAAGCCCCGAGUUGAAUACAUUGAUCGACCAAGAUGCUGCCUCAGAGGAAAGGAAUGCUGCAUCAAUAGAUUCCAGCAAGUAGAGAGCCGGUGGGGUUACAGUGGAACGAGUGAUCGAAUCAGGUUCACAGUUAAUAGAAGAAUCUCUAUAGUCGGAUUUGGUUUAUAUGGAUCUAUUCAUGGUCCCACGGAUUAUCAAGUGAAUAUACAGAUCAUUGAAUAUGAAAAAAAACAAACCCUGGGACAAAAUGAUACUGGAUUUAGUUGUGAUGGGACUGCUAACACAUUCAGGGUCAUGUUCAAAGAACCCAUAGAGAUCCUACCCAACGUUUGCUACACAGCAUGCGCAACACUCAAAGGUCCAGAUUCCCACUAUGGCACAAAAGGACUGAAGAAAGUAGUGCAUGAAACACCUACUGCUAGCAAGACUGUUUUUUUCUUUUUUAGUUCCCCUGGCAAUAAUAAUGGCACUUCAAUAGAAGAUGGACAAAUACCAGAAAUAAUAUUUUAUACAUAAAUCAGCAUUAUAAUACAUCCUGGCUAAAUAGUACCAUACAGUCUAGUCUCAAAGGCAUAAAAAACUGGCCACAGAAAAGAGUUUGCGUGUUAUGAAUAUUUAUAACUGUAAGAUAAGAGACAUUUUAGUUUCUUAGAAAAGAUAGGUAAGUGUUGACUUAAAUCUCUGCAUGAUUUAAAGGGAGAUUUUCCAUUUUCUUAUAACCUUAGGGGAAAAAAGAACCGGUUUAAUUGUUUAAAAAA